GGCCAAGGAAGACCUGGUUCUUGUGUUCAUAUUAUGCCAACAAAAACUCUCUCUUCACCACAAUUGGAGGAGAAUUUUCUGGGUUUUGUCUACCGAUAGACUUACAACAGAUCCCUUAUUUUCUGUUCAAUUUCUCAUUAAUUUAAUCAAUUUUUGAAGUAGUAGAUAUAGCCUUGCUUUAGAGAGAGAGAGUGAGAGAGCACCAAGAACAAGAUAAGUGGGGAAAGAAACAAAUAAGGAGAGUCUGGAAGUAAGACAAACGAGUGAGAAAAAAAAAAAUCUGUCUUCCUUUUAUCUUUAUCUUCCUUCAAUGUCAAUUAUCACAGGUAGUGCUGCUACUGGGAGUUUCUCUUCAGGAAAUACAGGUGGAGAAGAAGUUCAACAGCAACAACAAGAGCUAUUAAAUCACCAUGCAAACUUUCAUGGCUCCAACUCCUUCCUUCCAACAACACCUAAUAUCAAUAGCAAUGGUAUUUCCACUACUCAAGUACAAAAGCAAGCUCCACCAGCUAAGAAGAAAAGAAACCUACCAGGAACUCCAGACCCAACUGCUGAAGUGAUAGCCUUGUCACCAAAGACCCUGAUGGCCACAAACCGGUUUGUGUGUGAAAUUUGUAAGAAGGGGUUCCAAAGGGACCAAAACCUCCAACUCCACAGAAGAGGUCACAACUUGCCAUGGAAGCUUAAGCAAAGAACGAGCACUGAGAUCAUUAAGCGAGUCUAUAUCUGCCCCGAAUCCUCCUGCGUCCACCACGAUCCAUUGCGGGCGCUCGGGGAUCUUACGGGCAUCAAAAAGCACUUUUUCCGGAAGCACGGUGAGAAAACCUGGAAAUGUGACAAGUGCUCCAAGAAGUACGCGGUGCAAUCGGACUGGAAAGCUCAUCAAAAGACCUGUGGUACUAGAGAAUACAGGUGUGACUGUGGAACCAUCUUCUCCAGAAGAGAUAGCUUCAUCACCCACAGAGCUUUUUGUGAUGCCAUAGCUGAAGAGAACAACAGAAACCAAGGAGUAGUACCAAUGUCCAACAAUAUUAUGGGAGCACCAAACCAAGGCCAACUUUCCAACAGUGAGCUCGUCAUCCCGGCAUCACCGCCCAUGAACAACAAAAUUACCGACAACCCAUCGUCAGCAAGAUCAGAUACCACUACAUCUGAUCAAUUUCAUCAUAAUUUUGAUGCCAAAAAUGCCCCUUUAACCCUAGAACCCCAACUACCCUUCCCAAUGCCCACAAAACCCGUAAACAUGUUACCGAGAACCCUAAACAACAACACUUCAUCAUCAACAUCACCAUCGUCACUACUGUUCGGAUUAAACCACAGCGGGCACGGUCAAUCACUCAUCCCCAACUCAUCAGGCCAUUUAUCCGCCACGCAACUGCUACAGAAAGCGGCUCAAAUGGGUGCAACUAUGAGUGGUGGUCCUAACCCUAACCCUAGUGGUACAACCAUAACAAGCAUGGCACCCUCAACCUAUGGUACAGCUACUGGUGGGUACAACAUGAACCCCUUCAUGCAGCAGAGAGAUCCUAAUAACAUUCUGCAAUUAGAGACCUCGCCGCAGUUUUUUGGCGCUAAUUAUGCGCAACUGGGGAUGUUUAGCGGGAUGUUAUUCGAUCAUACUCAGAACGAUGGUUUGUUGAAGAACAUGGAGCAUGAAAAUAAUGGGACUUCAAAUAAAAUAGGGUUCGGGGGUGCUAGUAAUGUGAGUAACGGUGAUACGUUGACCGUUGACUUUUUAGGGCUUGGAGGAUCGGGUAAUAAUAAUAGAGCAGAAAACUUUCAUGAUCUGCAGAAACAACAACAUGGCCAGCAAGAUCAGUUGGGGUUCGGAGGAAUUGAUGAUCAUGAUGAUCACCUAAGAAUGCAAAGAUUUGGACGAUCAUGAUCAGUUGGUCAUGGAUGAAUGAGAAGCUUGAUUAAUUAAGUGUAGUUUUUUAGUUUUACUAUCUGCAUUAGCUAGGUUUUCACAUGUUAUAAUCUCCGGUGACAAUUUUUAGUUUCAGCAAACAGAAAUGAACUGUUUCGGUCGAUCUUCUUUAA
Molecule: messenger RNA, 2040 nt
Organism: Pyrus x bretschneideri (Chinese white pear)
Lineage: Eukaryota; Viridiplantae; Streptophyta; Magnoliopsida; Rosales; Rosaceae
Product: zinc finger protein GAI-ASSOCIATED FACTOR 1
Exons: 3
Coding region: 311-1885 (524 amino acids)
Cellular component (GO): nucleus
Molecular function (GO): DNA-binding transcription factor activity
Source: RefSeq, a predicted model, not a curated record